This is a messenger RNA of Zingiber officinale, 2191 nucleotides long. Its product is annotated as protein ecdysoneless homolog. Gene Ontology annotation, cellular component: nucleus. The record is from RefSeq and is a predicted model, not a curated record. The coding region runs from base 70 to 2040 and encodes 656 amino acids. The transcript is spliced from 5 exons. NCBI's taxonomy places the organism in Eukaryota, Viridiplantae, Streptophyta, Magnoliopsida, Zingiberales, Zingiberaceae.
GUUUCAUUUUACUUAAACGCCCCUGAAAAAUCAAUCCCUCGUUUAGCCGUCCACCACCGCUUUCCAUCCAUGGCGGCGACUUCCGCCGCCUUCUUCUCUCACCGAUCGCGCCGUGUCCCCGACGAUACCGUAUUCUACGCCGUAUACCCCGAUCUUCAGGCUGAACUACCCCUGCCCGAGGCCCUCUCUGCCCUCCGUGCACUCCACCUCCACCUCCAGUCCCUCCUCUCCCCCCUCUUCAGUGACUACGUCUGGCAACACGAACCCUUCGCCCUCUCCCUCCCAUCCCCCCUCGACGCCCCAUGCGCCCUCUGCCGCUCUCCCCCCGUUCCCCACCUCCACGGCAAGCUCCGCUUCGGCGACGCCCUCGACGACGAAUGGCUCGUUGUCGCCCUCCUAUUCGCCGCUACCUCCGCCGUUCCCUCCCUCACCGCUCGCGUCUGGGACUCCGAUGGUGAGUUCCUCCUCAUCGAAGCCGCCUUUGCUCUUCCCCGCUGGCUCGAACCGGAUACGUCUGGCAAUCGCGUUUUUAUCCGCGGUGGCAAGCUGCACAUCGUUCCAAAAGAGGUCUUCCUGGACAUACCAUCUCUCCUAGACGCUCUUGCAGCGGUCCGGAGUGAGGAGAUCGAUACCGGAGCCCCCUACGAGGUUCAAGCUGCGAUCUUUAGGAAGAUUUCUGGGUAUCCGGAGAAGGCUAGGGCCAAUAUGCACAGAGUCAGGGUUCGAGUUCCGCUGCCAGUAGCCCAGGUACUAAAGGAGGAGCCUUCCUUAAUCGCGCUGGCUGUAGAGGGGUUCUAUGACCGUGACGUAGAUUCCAUGAAGCACGCAGCCAAAAUGGAGAGGUUCUUGAGGAGUAACAAUGGGGAUAUUGAGAUGGUCAGGAUUUCCGUUCGGCUGUCAAGAGCCAUGUAUGGCCAAUUAGUGCAGCAGAAAUUCCAGGCGCCGAGGGGCUAUACAAUGCCAUCAAGGGAAGAGGGACCUGUGGUUUUCAUGGAAGCUGAACUGGGAAUGAAGAUAGCGUGUGGGUUUGAAAUGAUGUAUCAGGAAAGGAGGCAGGCCAGUGAAGAAGGUAAGGGGAACACUUGGGAAGCUUUUGAGCAGAGUCUGGAGAGUAGUGGAUGUUUCAGUGGUCUUCUUCCUGGAUCUGAGGAAUACCGACGGAUAAUGGAUAGUGCAUUUGAGUACUAUAAGAACAGUUCUUUAUUUUCUCGCACAAGGGAGAUCAUGAAUGCUCCAGUUCAACGUAUAGAUGAAAUUCUCUCAAUGUCUUACUCAUUAGAUGAAUUCAUGGGUGUUGAACUUCCUCCAAACGAUGAUGAUUCCUGGAUGUAUGAUGGUGAAGAGGAGUUAAAUUCAGCUAUUCUGAAGAGACAGAAGGAAAUGGAAGUUUAUGAAUCUGAAAAGAAACAAAGGAAGCAGAAGAAAGGCAUGGAUAAUGCUUGUAGCUCAGUUGCUGAUGAUUUCAACCUUCAAGAUAUUUCUGAAACUAUGCAAUCAUUUGUCCAAAAACUUUCAAGCUUUGAAGGAGCAGAGGUUCCUGAGAGCAGGAACUCAAAGUCAGUUGAACUUGAUACUGAUGAAUUCAUGAAAGCUAUGCAAUCUAUGCUAGGUGAGGCUUCAUGCAAAGAUGUUGGAUCUGCUGCUAGACUUGAAGGACAUUCAUCAUCGUCGGAUAUGGAAUUUGAUGAUUCUGAAUAUGAUGACGACGAGGUUGAAGAACAAGAAGAUGAGAAUUCAGAGGACGGUUUCAUGCAAUUUUAUUCCGACGCGCUUAAUGAAGAGCUUACUGCGACAACUCUAAGAAAAAGCUUUUUGCAUGCACGUAAACAGGCCAACAAUAUUAAUGCGGGGCCUUCAAAUACCGCGACAUCAAAUACUGCGAAUGAUAACCAUGAUGAGUUCACCCCUGUCGAUGUCGAUUUCAACCUUGUUAAGAGUUUUCUCGAUUCAUUUUCUUCUCAACAAGGUCUUCCAGGGCCAGCAUCUAACCUACUUGGACUCAUGGGUGUAAAAGUUCCUCCUGACGCCAAGGAUACAUAGACACAUCUGGUGGCAAUCUGAAACGUUUCGACUUUGGUGAAUUGUGAAGUAGAUUAAUGUUUGCUCAAGAGAUUCAUUAAGGGCCUGCAAGCAAGUCAAGUUGAGCCUGAUGAUGUUUAAACUUUUUCAUUUAUCGUAUAGAACUUGUUUA